Messenger RNA from Oikopleura dioica, 1203 nucleotides. NCBI's taxonomy places the organism in Eukaryota, Metazoa, Chordata, Appendicularia, Copelata, Oikopleuridae. The record is from the annotation of a GenBank genome assembly.
AUGUUCCCGACCGGCCCAAACAAGGAUGACAAGCGCAAAGAGAGACCCUUGAUCUCCUUCAACGUCCUGAAUUUCUCUAUCGUUAUCCACGACCCCGUCCUCGCCGUGCUCUUCGUUGUUUUGCUCGUCGUUGGCAUCUUGGCUCUCAACUUUUUCCAAGCCCGAGCUCGUCAUCUCCUGGGUCGAGCUCGAGUACGAUUUCAGCAAGUUCUACCUUCUCCGCUUGAAAAUGGCAUCCGAAGGAUUUUCCCAGGCCUCUUGCUGCCGACCCUUCCAAGACCAGAACCAGCGAUCAUGGCCGCACCGAGACAAGGACCAAUGAUCCUGCCCACAAUCGACGAGCCUCCCACAGUCGAUGAGCCUCCCCAACCGCGCCAGCGUCCACGACCAAGCCAGAUUCCAAGACGUCGAGCUAGACCUCAGGAAUACGGUCGAGCGGAGAUCGGACCGCCAAGCCCGGAACCAACUCGUAAUGCACGACCCCGAAGAUCGCUUCGCAAAAACAUCUUCAAAGGAGACUUUCCUGGAAAACUCGCUGACAGUCUCAACAUUGACAACGAAGCCGUGGGCAUCAUUGAAAAUCUUCUUCUCGCAGAAACAGACGACGAGCUCUCUCUUCACUCAUCCAGCGAAGAAAGCGACUCCGAAGAAAGCGACUCUGAAGAAAGCGAGCCCGAGUCGACCUGGACUCAAGGUCACAUUGUUGCUGACAGCGGUGAGCAGUACGGUUUGGUCUGCGACGCUUCUACUCAAACAGCUGAUUCUGGAUAUCUUUCCCUCAUGGAAGACUACCCGAUUGCCUCUCAUGAUCCCGUUUUCGACACAACUCCCGAAAUCAGCCCCAUUCAGCCAAGACUCAUGAGACUCAACGCAACUUCAACAGAUCCUACACCAAUGCUGAUCGAUAUCCCUGAUGAUGUUUCCCUUGGAACGCUUUUCGAAGGCAUGAUUGAGCCAGAAAAUCAAGACUAUGUCACUCUUGAGGAGCUAGUUAAUCAGCAAUCUACAAUGACCCCACCGAAAAGCCCAAUGCUGAUCGACAUCCCUGAUGGAAUCUCUCCUCUGCAAUCUGAAAUGAUGGAUACUACAGCUUGUGUCACACCACCAAGAAAAAUCAACCGCAACAAAAAAGCACGAAAGCCACGAUGCGCUCGACGAAUCUUUCCAAAAACUCCAUACAAAAAGCAAGUUGAAACCGAUUGA